This is a messenger RNA of Thalassophryne amazonica, 1354 nucleotides long. It is a transcript of the gene b2m, whose product is annotated as beta-2-microglobulin. The record is from RefSeq and is a predicted model, not a curated record. The coding region runs from base 84 to 434 and encodes 116 amino acids. Gene Ontology annotation, molecular function: MHC class II protein complex binding. Lineage: Eukaryota; Metazoa; Chordata; Actinopteri; Batrachoidiformes; Batrachoididae. Gene Ontology annotation, biological process: positive regulation of T cell activation; peptide antigen assembly with MHC class II protein complex; immunoglobulin production involved in immunoglobulin-mediated immune response. The transcript has 4 exons. Gene Ontology annotation, cellular component: MHC class II protein complex.
GCGGUGCCGUCGGGUGUGGAUUUAUUUGCUGCGUUCAUCGCGCUCAGCUCAGUGUGUCGUUUCUGCGCGUUAUUGUCUUCAUCAUGAAGCUUGUUGUUCUGAUAGUUGUGGUCCUCGCACUUUGGUGCUCAACAGAGUCCAAAACAGCCCCAGCUAAGGUUCAGGUGUACAGUCAUUACCCCGGAAAGUUUGGGCAGGAUAACAUCCUGAUGUGUUAUGUGACCGGGUUCCACCCACCGAAUAUCGAGAUCCAGCUGCUGAGGAACGGCGAGGAAAUCCCCAAUGCCGUGCAGACCGACCUGGCCUUCAGGGAGGGCUGGUACUUUCAUCUGAUGAAGAACGUGGCCUUCAAGCCCAUGAAGGAUGACGUGUAUCUGUGCCGGGUCACUCAUCAAGGCGUGCCCAAAGACUACGCCUGGCAAAUAAACAUGUAACUCAGUAUGGACUCAGUUUGGAUGAUGUCACAUCUGUUGACCUCUUUGAUCACAGCCAUCUGAUGAUUCGGGAAUUCUUUUGGUUUCUUUUUUCACCACAUCGACCAUAACAAUCAGUUUUAUCACACUUUCUGGGGUUCGCAGUGUGUGGAUGCGUUUAUUCAACAUCUCAGUUUUUCUCUGAAUUAUUCUGCACUAUAAUUCUGUUUUUUGUUUUUUUUUAAGAUCUAUAUGUAUUUUAAUUGCAUAUGAAAAUGUCCCUCCUUUUGGAUUACAAGAUUUUAGCGUAAAUGGAUUAACGUAAUGUGAGGUACAUGUGUGAAAAAUGAAUGACAGUUAUGGAAAAGUACAAAUAAACUCAACAUGUCUGAUUUACACAUUAAUCGUCAAUAGAUUCAAAUGGAUGAGAACCAGUUUGAUAAAUUAUGCAUCAUAUUAAAUGUAUUAGUUUGCUUUUCUUAGAACUUGAAUCCAAAUGGAUAGAAAACUUAAAUGUAAUCAAAAUGCAUCCAUCUUAAAUAUCACAAGAAUUAUUUUUUUGUUUUUGAGUGAUUUAAAUAGGAAAUUUUUUAUUUUUUUUUUUCUAAACAUUUUUUCCUAUUAACUUCAAGCGCUGAUAUCCUGAUUGACAGCAAAAUAAGAACUGCGUAAGAUCUUCAGGACAAGCGUACUGUGGGCGUGUCUCAAAGACGUGACCUUCUAUGGGCGGGCCUGUCAGCAACGACCUUUUUGUAUUAUACUUUUAUUUUUCUGUUUUGUACAGUUACUUGGAGAAAGUUUGAAAUCAAACACUAAACGUGUUUAACAAAAAAUAUAAAACAGCUUUUGUCUAAUAAUGGUUGUAAUUGUUGGACCAAGUGGGUGUUCUUUUAAAUGUGAAAUUGUGGAUUUAUUCAGUUAAAUAAAUUUCUGUUAAAAAU